This is a messenger RNA of Suillus paluster, 813 nucleotides long. RefSeq lists its product as uncharacterized. The transcript is spliced from 8 exons. The record is from RefSeq and is a predicted model, not a curated record. Bases 1 to 813 code for a protein of 270 amino acids. NCBI's taxonomy places the organism in Eukaryota, Fungi, Basidiomycota, Agaricomycetes, Boletales, Suillaceae.
AUGUUGCGAACACUGAAGCCAUGCAUCAUCGCUGACCAAGCUCUCGGAAACCUCCGUGCAAACUCAACUGACUACAUAGUCCACCAGGAGCAUAAAAAGUUGUUACGGGUCCUCUUCGGCGGAUUAAUGGAUCCGGAAGUCGUUCGGGGAAGGAGGCAGGCAGAUGGUCGGACUCACAUUGGAGCAUGCUUCCACCAUCCUUCCCGGUACAUUUUGAAGUUCUAUGCAAGUCUCCACGCCGGGGUCCUAAUUCUACGCAUCCGCGGCGCGCAUCACUGGAAUAUGUGUGGUGGGAAUCUGGGAUGCAUAGAGUGCAUCAUGCCUGCCCGGCAAUUGACACUAAUAGCCAAUCAUGCAAUAACGUCCAGCGAUGACCCACAAAUUCUGAACGUUGAACUGAUCCUCAAAUCUACUUUCGGUUCAAUCAAGGCCGAUGUACCACAGGAGCAGAUAUCCAUCCCAAUAAUACCUAUUUCGGCGCUCAGAGUCGGGAAUGGUGGUAUAUCUAGCACGAAUAUUACAUGGCUUAUACGUCUACCGAGUUCGCCACUCGCUGGCGCUAACCCCUUGAAUAUGACCUUAGUCUCAAAUAAUCCUGGUUGGUGGCCGCUGAUCAAUGUCUAUCGUGUAUCUAGCUAUUUUGUAGUCGCAUCCGCUACUGCGGUGGUAUACGAUUGGGCACUUUCAUUCGGGCAAGAGGUAGUGUCAUUCUACCAGAGCAGCCAUCUUACUAAUAAUGGGUUUAUAGUUCGAGCUAGUCUGGAAGAACAUAAUAAGACAGAGGAUUCGGCAGAGGCGCCGCUGGUCCCUUAA